CCCCACCGGCGGCGCCACCGGAGCUCUCGGAGACGAAUUUCCCACCGAUCCCUCAGCUGGGUGGGCCUGCAGGGGAGCGUGGUGGGCCUGGAGUCGGGGCCGGGGAUGCAGCGGCUGCGGGCCGUCCCCUCGGCCCAUCCUUCGGGUUCAACUUUGCUGAACUGGUUGCCCGAGUGCCUCCCGCCUCGUGUGGGCUGCAAGUGUGGUCAUGUCGGGUCGGGUCGGCCCGGCCCAGGCCUGCAAGCCCGUGCAGGGCCAUAUAAGAAGUGGUGGUGGGUGCUGAAAGGGGUCAAGCCAGUCCAUUUAGGGUUUCCAGCCGUGCCGUGCGAUAUCACGAAGUGGGGUGCAAGGGCGCGGGUCAUUUCACCGGCAGCGGCGAUUAGAAUGGAGAAGGACUGGCGGCUGCAUGUGCAUGGCCGCAACAAGCGUCCUCGCGAGGAUCCCUCUAGCGAGGAGGCUCGGGCGCUGGAGCAAGACCUGAGGUCCCAGCUCUCGACGUGCAGGGAGCCGCCGUCAAGGAAGGGGUCUAGCGCAGUCGGGGAAAGGGGUUCCCGGUCACCGCGACGCUCGUCUUCCCGCGGCCGCGAUUCCUCCUCUGGGCUCCCUCCGUCGCCGCGGAGUGGUCCUCCGCCUCUUGGUCAACCUCGCUCCUUGGGCCGGGGCGGCGGGGGUAGCGUCACGGAUGGAGGUGGUGACCAGGGCUCUUGGAGGGUGGAUGGAGGUGGCGACCGUCGUGCUCGAGACGGAGAAGUGGGACAAUUUCGACAAGUGAGGAAGGGCGAUGGGGGUGGACGCGGGGGAUUCGGCCAGGCUACGACCGAGGUGAUGUGCUUCAAAUGUGGGUGUAAUGGCCACUAUCAGAUUGAGUGCAAGAACGAGCCCCUCUGCUUCUUAUGCAAGGAAGAAGGCCACACCUCGUCGGCAUGCCCUUUGCGUCAAGUAAAGCCGGAAUUGGUUAUGUACGGUUUCGGGGUCAAAGAUCAAGGUUUUUACCAGCUUGAGGGAGGGUGAGCGAGGAGGUGCUCAUCCCGGCUAAUGCAGCCUUGCUGGUGGUAACAGAAGGGGAGGCCACGGAGGGAUCGAUUCGGGAAGAUCUUAGUGACAUGUGGGAAUCGGACUGGGACGGGCAGGUCACCCAGAUUCGGAGGAACUGCUUCUCAGCGGUCUAUCCGUCGAAAGAGGUCUUGCGGAUAGCCAAGAAGAGUGGCACGAUCACGCUACCUAUCAGUGAACACAAGGCCGAAGUUGGCGAGCCAUUCAAGGAACCUCAGGCGGUGUCGUGGCUCAAGGAGU
This is a messenger RNA of Triticum aestivum (bread wheat), 1293 nucleotides long. RefSeq lists its product as uncharacterized. The coding region runs from base 106 to 1011 and encodes 301 amino acids. The record is from RefSeq and is a predicted model, not a curated record. NCBI's taxonomy places the organism in Eukaryota, Viridiplantae, Streptophyta, Magnoliopsida, Poales, Poaceae. Gene Ontology annotation, molecular function: zinc ion binding; nucleic acid binding. The transcript has a single exon.